Trichophyton benhamiae CBS 112371 is the source of this 1911-nucleotide messenger RNA. RefSeq lists its product as uncharacterized. Gene Ontology annotation, molecular function: transmembrane transporter activity. Lineage: Eukaryota; Fungi; Ascomycota; Eurotiomycetes; Onygenales; Arthrodermataceae. The record is from RefSeq and is a predicted model, not a curated record. Gene Ontology annotation, biological process: transmembrane transport. The coding region runs from base 1 to 1911 and encodes 636 amino acids. The transcript is spliced from 4 exons.
AUGACUCGAGUGGCCGAUGGAAGUGGGAGACGGGCCCUCCGGCCGGUCAGCAUGGGACCCAGACCUCAACGGCCGAUGAGCUUCACUUUUCCGGAUUUCCCAUUCAACCCAGAAAGCGAUGUGUUCCCAUACGCGGACCCGAACAAACGACUAUCGUACUUCAAAUACCCUGAUGUAGAUCCAGUACCUCCACUACCAACCCUCUCGGCAUCACGCAAUGGCAGCCAAGAUACCAUUGUCCCUCCCCCGUACGAGAAUGGCGAUGCAGAAAAGGCAGAGCCUCCACCUGAAGCCCCUCCAAGCAAGAUGAGCAGGCAGGAGAUCGUCAUCAUCAUGACAGCUUUAUGUACAAUUAUCUCUACCUCUCUUCCUACAAUUUCAAAGGUGUUUAAUGCCAAUGAGAGCGGUUACACAUGGAUGGCCUCAUCUUACCUUUUAGCCAACGCCUCAUGCGUCCCUCUGUGGGGAAAGCUUAGUGACAUCUGGGGUCGCAAAGUCCUCAUCCUAGCGGCCAAUGUCCUAUUCCUUGUUGGAAGUUUACUCUGCGGAAUCGCACCAGGACUGGCCAUUUUCCUAGUCGGAAGAGGUAUUCAGGGAAUUGGAGGAGGUGGCUUGAUCAUUUUAGGACAAAUCUGUGUUAGUGAUCUGUUUAGCGCGAGAGAGCGUCCUGUUUACUAUGCUCUCUUCGGAGCUACAUGGGCUGUUGCUGGGGCACUUGGACCAGUGAUAGGUGGACUUCUAACUCAAAAUACUUCCUGGCGCUGGUGUUUCUACAUUAACUUACCUGUUGGCGGCAUAUGUUUCGUGAUUCUCUUCUUUUUUCUGAAAAUAGAGUCUCCAAAAACACCUCUCCUCGCCGGACUGCGUGUUAUUGACUGGCUUGGAACCGUCACUAUUGUUGGAGGAACAGUCAUGUUACUCUUCGGCCUGGAGUUUGGUGGCGUCAGCUUCCCAUGGAAUUCUCCGACAACCAUCGGACUAAUUAUCGGUGGUAUUGUUAUUUUGGGAAUAUUCGGCGUGGUUGAGAGGUAUUAUGCGAAAUAUCCAAUCAUGCCCCCUGCUGUUUUCGAUGGUAUAAACAACAUCCUUAUCUUGGGAGUUAACUGGGUCCAUGCGUCUUUGUUCAUCUCCGGCGCAUACUUCCUUCCCAUUUACUUCCAGAUUGUUCUCGGUGUCGGCCCAACACUGAGUGGAGUCUAUAUCUUACCACAAGUAAUGGGGCUCUCAGUUGUUGCCAUGCUGACCGGGAUGUUCAUCCGAAACACGGGCAAAUAUGUCUGGAUUAUGCGUAUCAGCAUGUUGAUAACGACUUUGGGAUAUGGUCUAUUUUUGGAUUUCCAGUCAUACACGUCCUGGCCUCGACUUAUUAUAUACCAGCUUAUCUCCGGCAUUGGUAUUGGUCCCAACUUUCAGGCCCCUCUGAUUGCCAUCCAGAACAACAUGCCGCCCGGAGAUGUAUCCGGAGCCACCUCGACGUUUGGUUUCAUGCGCCAGCUCGCUACAUCAUCGUCCAUUGUUCUUGGCAGUGUGGUGUACCAGAACAUCAUCAAUGGCAAAGAAGCAUAUCUUACUGAAGUUUUGGGCCCAGAACUGGCUCCUAAAUUCCUUGGGAGCAUUGCUGGAGCGAAUAUUGAUUUAAUCCAUCAGCUGACUCAGUCUCAGAAGGAUAUCGUGCUGAAUGAAUAUACCACUGCACUCAAACGGGCUUGGUUGUUCUACACCGCUCUUAGUGCAAUUGGGUGCAUUUUCAGCUUCUUUGUCCGGGAAAAGGCUUUAAACCAGAAUCAUGAAGUGACCAAAACGGGACUCGAGGAGCAGGAGCGCGCUCGACUGGCGCGCAUUGCUGCUGCCAAGAAACCUGAAGAGAGGCAGACAGAAUGGCCUGGCAGUGAGUCAAGAAAACCCCAGUAA